Messenger RNA from Plodia interpunctella (Indianmeal moth), 1189 nucleotides. RefSeq names its product Clipper (gene Clp). Gene Ontology annotation, molecular function: RNA binding; zinc ion binding. NCBI's taxonomy places the organism in Eukaryota, Metazoa, Arthropoda, Insecta, Lepidoptera, Pyralidae. The coding region runs from base 212 to 1078 and encodes 288 amino acids. The record is from RefSeq and is a predicted model, not a curated record. The transcript has 4 exons.
GUCAUAAAGAACUAUCUUGUCAUAUCGGUAUAAUAAUACCAAUUUAUUUUUAUUAAUUUAUUCUUCUAUUCGUAGGUAACAAUUUGUAGCGAAUAAACAUGGUACCUACUUCAUUAUUUUAGGAGUAUGGGAGAAAUUUUUAUUUAAUGUGAAGUUUUUGUUGUAAAUUAAUAUUAUUGUAUUGUAUGGUUACACUAAGUUUUAUUUCAACAUGGAAGUUAUUGUUGCAAAUGUUGAUCACAUUAAAUUUGAUAUAGAUUAUGCUUUGGAAGAACAAUAUGGGGCUCUUCCGUUACCUUUCCCUGGAAUGGACAAAUCAACUGCAGCUGUUUGUGAAUUCUUCAGCCAGCCAAGUGGUUGCGGCAAUGGUCCUCAAUGUCCUUACAGACAUGUUCGCGGAGACCGCACUGUCGUAUGCAAACAUUGGUUGCGAGGACUCUGUAAAAAAGGCGACCAAUGCGAGUUCCUUCAUGAAUAUGACAUGUCGAAAAUGCCCGAAUGUUAUUUCUAUGCCAGAUUCAAUGCUUGUCAUAAUAAAGAAUGUCCAUUUUUACACAUAGAUCCUGAAAGCAAAAUAAAAGACUGCCCUUGGUAUGACAGGGGUUUUUGCCGACAUGGUCCCCACUGUCGUCAUCGGCAUGUCCGGCGUGUCCUGUGCAUCAACUACCUCUCUGGGUUUUGUCCGGAUGGCCCCAAGUGUAAAUACAUGCAUCCCCGUUUUGAGCUGCCUGCUCCUCCUGAACAGACCAAGGACGCUAAGCGCUUGCCUGUGUGUCACUACUGUUCUGAAGUUGGUCACAAAGCAUCCACUUGUAACAAGAUACCCGCUGAACAAAGAGAAGCAGCUCAGAGACAAGAAGAGGCGCGUUACCGGGCUCUGGGCUAUGUGAAGCCAGUCGGCGAGGGUGAGGACGGUCAGCGGCUGCAAAGGAUCAUGCACAAGCCUCUGGAAGAAGUCACAUGCUUCAAGUGUGGAACCAAGGGACACUAUGCUAACAAGUGUCCCAAGGGCCACCUGGCCUUCCUCUCCAGCCAAGCCAACCAGAACAACCAACCUAUAUUCAAGAAACCCAACUAGUAUAAGUAUGUGAAGCCAAGUUAGGCUUCAUGAGACUACAGUGAAGUGUGAAAAUUUAAUGUGUCCUGUAUUUGUAUAGACGUAAGAUUUAAAUAAUAAAAUAAGAGCAAA